Messenger RNA from Candidozyma duobushaemuli, 639 nucleotides. RefSeq names its product Rho family GTPase (gene RHO3). The transcript is spliced from 2 exons. Bases 1 to 639 code for a protein of 212 amino acids. Gene Ontology annotation, biological process: small GTPase-mediated signal transduction. NCBI's taxonomy places the organism in Eukaryota, Fungi, Ascomycota, Pichiomycetes, Serinales, Metschnikowiaceae. Gene Ontology annotation, molecular function: GTP binding; GTPase activity. The record is from RefSeq and is a predicted model, not a curated record.
AUGCCUCUUUGCGGCGGUUCCACCAAGACAAUCCAGCGCAAGAUCGUCAUUUUGGGCGACGGUGCGUGCGGUAAGACGUCGCUUUUGAACGUCUUCACCCGAGGCUACUUCCCUCAGGUGUAUGAACCCACCGUGUUCGAAAAUUACGUCCACGACAUUUUUAUCGAUAGCCAGCAGGUGCAGCUUUCACUCUGGGACACAGCAGGUCAGGAGGAGUUUGACCGUUUAAGAGCUUUGUCGUAUGCCGAUACUCAUUGCAUCAUGUUGUGUUUCUCCAUCGACUCUCAGGACUCUUUGGAAAACGUCCAGCUGAAGUGGGUGGGUGAGAUUGCUGACCACUGUGAGGGUGUCAAGCUAGUACUUGUGGCGUUGAAGUGUGAUUUGAGAAACCACGAGGAGGAGGAAGACGACGUCUACCAGGCCCAGAGUCCGUACAACCAGAACAAAAGAUUGAUCUCGUACGACGAGGGCCUCAGUGUGGCCAAGAAGGUCGGCGCCUUGCGCUACCUUGAGUGCUCGGCCAAAAAGAACAGAGGCGUCAACGAGGCCUUCUCCGAGGCCGCUAGAUGUGCGCUCAAUGCCAGACCCAAGGGCGCCAACGACAACGAGCCCGAGAAGAAGGGCUGCGUGAUAAUGUGA